Molecule: messenger RNA, 597 nt
Organism: Thelazia callipaeda (thelaziosis nematode)
Lineage: Eukaryota; Metazoa; Nematoda; Chromadorea; Rhabditida; Thelaziidae
Source: the annotation of a GenBank genome assembly
AUGGUUAUCAGCGUCCGAGUGCUUAGUGUUAACGUUGGCGGAAAUAGCAACAGCAGCAGCGGUACUUGUAAUAAUAGAGUUAAGUCAGUUAUUAGCAAAAGGAGUAGUUCAUCAGAAGCGGAAAAAGUUAUCAGUAAAGAGGAAAACGAAAACCAGGAGGAGCAGCAAGCAAAGAGUGAAGCUAGCAAUAUCAGUCUGUUGGUUGCAAAAGCCCCUUGCGCAGUUUGGUUCAAACAGCAGCCACAUCAGCUUCUUCAUCACAGUUCCAAGUGGGUACUAAAUUGCUACACACCAGAUCUUAUUUCGGCAGCAUCACAGCUGACACAUCUGUUUGACAAUAUUGGUUGCAGUAUUCAACAUUCUACUGGAACAGUAGCCAGUUUUACAGGCAACGCUUUUGCUACCUAUCCUAGUAAUAAUUGUGCGACAGCACCACCUGUAGCAGCAGUAGCAACAAUAUCUAUCACUAUUACCUCUACAAGCAACUUUAAACUUGCAACAGAGCAGGAUAUGAGCCGAGAGAGUCGACAUGUCCACGUGAUUGGUCUACCGGACAAUCUCUCGGAUGAACGAGUCUCGUCAUUUUUUUCCACGUAA